Messenger RNA from Pecten maximus, 12480 nucleotides. Its product is annotated as hemicentin-1-like. Bases 1 to 8481 code for a protein of 2826 amino acids. Gene Ontology annotation, biological process: cell-cell adhesion; axon guidance; nervous system development. NCBI's taxonomy places the organism in Eukaryota, Metazoa, Mollusca, Bivalvia, Pectinida, Pectinidae. The record is from RefSeq and is a predicted model, not a curated record. The transcript has 32 exons. Gene Ontology annotation, cellular component: plasma membrane; axon.
AUGAGCCCCAUUCCCUCGUGUAAAAAGUGGGUAUCAAAGACUAGGAUCAGGGCUUAUUGUGAACCACUUCUAGCUUACUAUUACAGAAUUGAUGAUUCUACAAAGAUAAAGGAGCCUUAUUUAAGCGUAUUUGUGGGCAAGGUUAUUUGUGGACAGGGGCUUAUUUAUGGGCAGGCCUUUUUUGCAGCUAAAUAUGCAAUUCCUUCUGUAAGUAUAUCACAGUCUUCGUACAGCAUUUCAACGGGCACAUCUGUCACCCUGUCGUGUUCCGUAUCUGCCAAUCCGUCCUACACUUCCGUAUUCUGGCAGAGAAAUGUUGGUUCAGGGACACAGACAGUCUCCAUUGACAAUGUUAACUUUUCCGGCGCAACAGUUAGCAUCCCUUCCCUGACCGUUAUCUCGGCUGAUACUAACGAUGCUGGCACCUACACUUGUUAUGCCACAAAUUCUGUCGGAACGGGACAGAGCGGUACAAUCUCUCUCGCCGUCACAGGAAAUGUACCGUCAGUGAGUAUUUCACAGUCCUUCUACAGUGUAAACACAGGAACAUCCAUCACACUGUCUUGUUCUGUAUCCUCGAACCCGUCCUACUCCUCUGUGUACUGGCAGAGAAAUGUUGGUUCAGGAACACAGACAGUCUCCAUCGACAAUGUAAACUUCUCGGGAGCAACAGUUGGCUCUCCUUCCCUGACGGUGAUCUCGGCUGACUCCAGCGAUUCUGGGACAUACAGAUGUUUUGCUGCAAAUGCCAUUGGGACUGGUCAGAGCAGCGUCACCACUCUGUCAGUCUCGGGAAGUGUGCCAAGCGUGUCUGUGACACAAUCUGCGUACAGUAUAACCACUGGGUCGUCCAUCACCCUGGGCUGUUCCGUGUCUGGAAACCCUUCAGUAACCUCGGUCUACUGGCAGAGAAACACUGGGUCAGGAGCACAGUCCAUUACAAUCGACAAUGUAAAAUUCUCUGGUUCCUCAGUUAACUCCCCUUCCCUAACGAUGAACUCUGCCAACAGUGCCGAUGCUGGCUCCUACACAUGUUUCGCCUCUAACUCAGUCGGGACAGGACAAAGCACCACCUCGCUCAGUGUCUCAGGAACUUUCUCCGGGGCGACAGUUAACUCCCCUUCCCUGACGGUGAUCUCCGCUGACGGUGGUGAUUCUGGAACAUACAGAUGCUUUGCCACGAACUCUGUUGGGACUGGACAGAGUGGUUCUACAACACUCACAGUCUCAGGAAGUCUUCCGACUGUGACAGUCACUCAAAACAGCUACUCUGUGACCACCGGUCAGUCGGUCACUCUUGUUUGUCAGGUUUCUGGGACACCGUCAGCCACCUCUGUUGCUUGGCAACGUACUCAGAACGGAGUGACCACAACACUGACCGUUACUGGUACAAAAUACUCGGGGUCUACAACUUCUGUUCCAUCGCUGACCAUCAACAAUGCUGGUAGUAGUGACAGCGGGAAUUACGUUUGUACAGCGACUAACUCCGUCGGUACAGGGACCAGUAACACCAUUGUAAUGUCUGUUUCUGGCAAUGUUCCAAGUGUGGCUGUAUCUCAGUCCUCCUACAGCGUUACCACAGGAACGUCUCUCACAUUGGCUUGUUCUGUAUCUGCCAACCCAUCACACACUUCUGUAUUCUGGCAGAGAAAUAUUGGUUCAGGAACACAGUCAGUCACCAUUGACAAUGUAAACUUCUCCGGGGCGACAGUUAGCUCCCCUUCUUUGACCGUGAUCUCUGCUAGCACCGGUGACUCUGGCACGUACACAUGUUACGCCACGAACUCCAUCGGAACUGGACAGAGCAGUUCCACAACACUCACAGUCUCAGGAAGUAUACCGACAGUGACAGUGUCUCCAACAUCCUACACGGUAACUACAGGAAACAAUGCUGUACUGCAGUGUUCCGUAUCAGCAAAUCCAGCCGUUACUAACGUUUUCUGGCAGAAGCUCAUCAAUAAUGUCUAUACAACCUUGACCAUGGGUACCGGUGCGUACAGUGGCUCCACCACAUCUUCUCCAACUCUGACUGUCCUUAACGCUAACAGUGAUGAUUCUGGAUCUUACAUCUGUAAGGCGUCCAACAGUGUCGGGACUGGACAGAGCAAUGUGGUCACUCUUACAGUAUCAGGCAGUGUGCCUUCCCUGACUGUUACCCAAAGUUCCUACUCCAUCACCACCGGGAACUCGGUCACUCUCCAGUGCUCCGUGUCGGCAAAUCCUUCCAUCACCUCUGUCUACUGGCAGCGUAUACAAAAUGGUGUCACGGCUGGGAUCACUGUUGAUAGCAUUAAUUUUAGUGGGGCUACUACAGCGAACCCCUCUCUAACAGUGAUCAAUGCUAAUUCGGCAGAUUCCGGAACAUAUACCUGCUUUGCAGUCAAUAGUGUUGGCACAGGUCAAAGUUCACAAAUCUCACUGACUGUCACAGGAAAUCUGCCUGUGGUCACUAUUGGUCAAACAUCUUACUCCGUCAACACCAACUCUCAGGUAACACUGCAGUGUUCUGUGUCUGCCAAUCCUGCGAUAACAUCGAUCUCAUGGCAGAAAACCUCGGGCGGAAGUACCAGUACGAUCGCCAUUGACGGAACAAAAUACUCUGGGGGCUCUACUACAAGUCCAACUCUUGUCAUCAACAACGCUGGUAGCACAGACACAGGAACAUAUGUCUGUCAGGCUACAAAUAGCAUUGGCACUGGGACCGGCACCAGCAUCAAUUUAUCUGUAACAGGAAAUAUCCCCGCGGCAACCAUUAGUGAGACUGACUACACCGUGAUUACUGGCUUGACCAAGACAAUCCCAUGCUCCGUCUCCGGAACUCCUGCAGUGACCUCUGUCAGCUGGAAGUUCACACACAAUGGAGUGACCACGACCUUGAGUAUCGACGGAGUUAAUUAUGGUGGUUCUAUAGUCAGUAAUCCCUCCCUCGUCGUUUAUAACGCUGAUAACAAUGACCAGGGUUACUAUACCUGUACUGCAACCAACUCUGUAGGUACAGGGACUAGUGCUGCCACCUAUCUCUACGUCACAGGAACCAUUCCUGUAGUGACCAUUAGUCAGUCCAGUUACAGUGUCCUGACCGCUAACACAGUCACCAUUGACUGUACGGUCAGUGCCACUCCAGUCGCCUCCUCUGUCGCUUGGCAACGCAUCAUCAAUGGGGUCACGACCUCUGUGUUUAUUGACUCCACCAAGUUUGGGGGCGCUACUGUCAGUAGCCCGUCUCUGACCAUAUAUAACUCUCAGAGUAGUGACGAAGGAGAUUAUAUAUGUCUGGCCACAAACGCAGCAGGAACUGGUCAGAGCUCCUCAGCUGCCCUCCAAGUCACAGGAAAUCUCCCAACUGUUACGAUUGGUCAGUCUACAUACACCGUCACUACUGGUCAGUCAAUAACCUUGACCUGUACGGUGUCCGCCUCACCAGCAGUCAACAGCCUUUCAUGGAAGAAGAUUCGAGGGGGCGUCACCACGACGAUAACCACGUCAGGAAGCAACAAGUAUUCUGGAGCUACAGUGAACAACCCCUCCCUAACGAUCGCUAACACAGACGACACUGACGAGGGGUAUUAUUAUUGUGGGGCUACCAACGCUGUCGGGACAAGCGAGAGCUCACAGAGUUACUUGUCAGUCACAGGAAGUGUACCAAGUGUUGUGAUUGGUCAAACAACAUACUCCUUCACCACUGGUCAGUCGGCCAUACUUGUCUGCACGGUGACCGCUGUGCCUGCAGCCACCUCAAUCACCUGGCAAAAAUCUGACACCAACGGCAACACCAACACCAUCAAUGUCAAUGGAGUCAAGUACACCGGAGGGACAACAGGAACACCUUCUCUGACAAUCGUCUCCGCGGUAACCACUGACUCGGGAACCUACCGCUGUAGUGCCACGAAUAGUGUGGGGACAGGACAGAGUGAACAGACCUAUCUCUACAUCACAGGAGAUCUACCAACUGUGACGGUCAGCCAGAGUACUUACUCCUCCAUCACUGGUCAGUCGGUCACCCUAAACUGCCAGGUGUCCGGAACACCAGCGGUUACCACGGUAGCAUGGAAACGGACUAUAAACGGAGUUACUUCCACCUUGACCAUCGAUGGAUCAAACUACAAUGGUGGUACAACAGGAAGCCCAUCCCUGAUCAUCAGCAGUGUUGACAGUGGUGAUACAGCCUCAUAUUUCUGUACCGCAACAAACGCAGUGGGGACCACGACUAGCAAUGCGAUCUUCUUAACUGUUACUGGCAAUACCCCAGUCGUAUCAGCCAAUCAGGAUUCAUACUCGGCCAUCACUGGCAACGCAGUCACACUUCACUGCACCGUGAAUGCAGUACCAGCAGCCUCCACGGUUCGGUGGGAGCGAACCAUCAAUGGUGUUACAUCCACUAUCAACAUUAAUGGAGUUAGUUACGGGGGGUCCAGUGUGAGCUCACCAUCUCUGGAGAUCUACAGCGCAGCGACAUCAGACACCGGCGUGUAUAUCUGUAAAGCGACAAACGCCGUAGGAACGGGUCAGAGUGUUUCUAUCACGCUCAGUGUUACAGGAGAUAUUCCAAGUGUGACAAUAGCCCAGAGUUCGUACAGUGUAACCACUGGUACCACAGCUACAUUGGCCUGUACUAUAACCGGAAUACCUGCUUCAACUUCUGUUACCUGGCAGAAGACACGAAACAGUGUGACGAGUACGGUUACUAUAGAUGGGGCUAAAUACAAUGGAGGCAGCAUCACGACGCCGUCUCUUAUUAUCAGCAAUGCUGACAGUAAUGAUGAGGGCAGCUAUGUCUGUCAAGCUACCAACAGUGUUGGAACAGGAUCAAGCUCCUCCACAACCCUGACUGUUACAGGCUCUGUUCCGACUGUGUCUGUUGGACAAAGUCAGUACACUGUGACCAGGGGAAGUACUGUCACGCUCCAGUGCACAGUGUCCGCAACUCCAACAGCCACAUCUGUUACCUGGAAACGUAUCUCUAAUGCUGCAACAACUGUGAUCAGUGUUGAUGGUACCAAGUACAGUGGAUCUUCUGUGAGCACUCCAUCCUUGACUAUAAAUAGCGCUGGAACUGUGGACGCUGCUGCCUAUAUCUGUACCGCUACCAAUAUUGUUGGUGUAGGGGAGAGCACUCAGACAGUACUUACUGUCUCUGGGGAUGUUCCGACUGUGACGGUUGGAGCCACCAGUUACUCUGUGGUAACAGGAUCAUCGAUAACUCUGGACUGUACCGUCACAGCCACCCCCGCAGCUAGUGCCCUCUACUGGCAGAGAAUCAUCGGCGGCACCACGACAACAAUGAACAUUGACGAGGUUAAUUACUUCGGUGGUUCAAUCACGACACCAGCACUAACCAUCCAGGUGUCGUCGUCCAGUGACCAAGGCUACUACAUUUGUUCGGCCAGUAACAGCGUGGGCACUGGUCAGAGCGGCCAGACCUAUCUGACCGUUACAGGAGGUAUUCCAAGUGUCAACAUAACAAUGGCUUCCUACAAAGUCAUUGUAACAAACUCUAUCACAAUUCCCUGUACCAUCUCGGCAAAUCCGAGUCUGACGUCAGUAAAAUGGCAGCGAAUAUAUAACAGAGUUACCACGACGAUAAUACCUGAUGGUGUCCAUUAUACUGGUGGCAGCUUGUCUAACCCUUCAUUAACCAUUAUUAACACUCAAUCUACUGACCAAGCGGCAUACAAAUGUCGUGCCACUAAUGCCGCCGGCACUGGGGAGGACCAGACCUAUGUCACGGUCACAGGAAGUAUUCCUGCAGUGUCUAUACCUCAGACUUCAUACAGUGUUGUCACUGGUAGCAGUAUUACCAUCCCCUGUACAGUGUCAUCAUCACCGUCGGCAACAAGCAUCAUAUGGCAACGCAUUGUUAACGGUGCAACGACCACAUUGACCAUUGAUGGGACUAAACUGUCCGGAGGGUCACUCAGUGUGCCAUCCUUGACCAUUAGUAACUCAGCAAACAGUGACCAGGCUUAUUAUGUCUGUAAAGCAACAAACUCUGUUGGGACUGGACAGAGCUUACAGAGCUACCUCACCGUGACAGGCAGUGUACCAGUAGUGACCAUUAGUCAGUCACAAUACAGUGUAGUCCAGGGUGCCACAAAGAUCAUCGACUGCUCCAUAUCCUCUUCUCCGACGGCCACCUCCAUCUCCUGGGAACGAAUCAAUGGAGGAGUGACCACCACACUGACCAUUGAUGGUACCAAGUUUUCUGGUGGUCAGUUGGGUACGCCAGCCUUGACCAUCAUCAGUGCGGCCAACAGUGACCAAGGGUACUAUGUGUGUACAGCCAUGAACAGUGUCGGUAUUGGUAGGAGCUCCCAGGCCUACCUCACUGUCUCCGGCAGUGCACCUACUGUGAAUGUAGGAUCUUCAACGUACACUGUCAUCAUUGGAAACACAAUCACGCUUACGUGCUCCUAUACAUCUAGUCCGACAGCAACUGCUCUGAGAUGGCAGAAAAUUGUUAACGGUGUCGCCUCAACAAUCACGAUUGAUGGAACUAAAUAUGGAGGUGGUACUCUCAGCUCCUCAAACCUGACCAUUGCUACUGCGGCCUCGAGUGACCAGGCGUAUUACAAGUGUGUUGUGACGAACAGCGUCGGCGAGGGUAGCAGCAGUCAGACCUAUCUCUACGUCACAGGAAAUAUUCCAUCAGUGACAGUAAGUCAGACCUCCUACAGUAUCGGCUUUGGAAGUUCUGUAACUCUGAACUGUGCUGUCGGAUCUACCCCGGCAGCUAACACCGUCUACUGGGAGCACACGGACUCCAAUGGUGUCACUUCAACCAUGACAAUCGGCUCGGGUUAUCAAGGAAGCACAGUAAGCUCUCCAUCGUUGGUUAUUUCCUCGGCAGUGCUCGCCGACCAGGGCUCGUACUACUGUAAGGCAACCAAUAAUGUCGGGACGGGAACCAGCAGUCAGGUUUAUCUCUACGUGACUGGAGAUGUACCCAGUGUGACUAUAGGGUCAGCUUCAUACAGUGUGGCUCGUGGUGGUUCGACCACCCUGGGUUGUACCAUUAGUGCAUCUCCAUCUGUGACCUCUGUCUAUUGGUCCAAGGUCACCAAUGGGGCCAGUAGCACCAUCUCCACAACUGGUAACACACGGUUUAGUGGAGGGACAGUUUCCAGUCCAUCUUUAGUCAUCAGUAGCUUGGCAACAGAUGACACGGGAACCUACCGUUGUAACGCCGUCAACAGUAUCGGAACUGGUCAGAGUAGUCUCACCAGCCUCACUGUCACAUAUGCUCCCGAGAACACAGUUGUCUCCCCUGCCUCAAUGACGAGGAAUGAAGGGCAAUCCAUCUCGGCUACAUGCACAUCAGAUGGAACACCAAACCCCACAUUCAGCUGGGUCAAGGUCAGCACAAACCAAGCCUUUGGCAGUACUGCAACCCUGUCUAUCUCCAACAUCGACAGAGGCCAUGAUGGUGUCUACAGAUGUACAGCUUCUAAUAGCCGGGGCUCGCAAACAGGAACAUUGACCGUCACUGUCCUAUAUCUUCCUGUGAGUACAGUUACCAGUGCUCAGUCAUCGGUUGUGCUGAGUUCCGGUCAGUCUCAGACCCUGCAGUGUAAUACUGUGUCCAAUCCGUCUGUGACGGCGUAUUCCUGGACAAAGGAUGGUGUGUCCCUCACCAGUGCUACCAGUCAGAGCUACACCGUGACGAUCAGCGCCUCCGACGACUAUGGAACAUACGCGUGUUAUGCUACCAACUCUAUCGGACAGUCUGCCGCCAUUCCAUUCACAGUCUCAUCUGGAAGUUCAGCAACUGGAACUACACCUGCCACGGGGGCGUCUACUGCGGACACUGGACUAACGUCUGGAACAAUCGCCGCCAUUAUCCUCGCUAUUCUCUUUAUCAUCCUUGUCAUUCUUCUCGUCGUCUGCUGUUGCUGUAUGAAAGGUGUGUGUGGUCAGAAGCAGCAAAAGAAGAAGAUUCAGCCGACCGAGAUCAAGGAGGAACCAAAGGAGAUUAUCCGAACCAUUGAGAUUCCACGUUAUGUAGAGAAACCAGUCGUCUAUAGGGAACCAGUGUACAGGGAAAGCUAUCGGGAAUCCUAUAGGGAGCCCUCAGCUGUGUCUCGUCAAGACGUGGUCAUUGCUGAGGAGAAUUUCGACAUUCUGAAGUAUCAGACCAUUCCCCCGUCUGGAACCUCACUAGAUGGAGAUUCGGUGGAGCACUACCACCGCCGUAGUCAUCGCACGCCCCAAACUCAUCUCCCAGCACUUGAGUAUACUGUCGAAGCCACAACAACUGCCGACGACGAGGAACGUCGCCGCCGCAGGAGGACAAAGAAAAGGAGGAGGAGGCAACGUGAAGAGGGUGAGGGAGAAGAAAGGGAACAUCGGAGUACAUCUCGCCGACGACACAGGAGGAAACGCCGCGAGGAGGCCGAGGGAGAACCCAUCAUUACUAACGGGGAUAUGUACUACCGAAAUUACUCCAACAACGCUGAUAACAGCGAACAAUAUUACUACAACUAAAGACAUCGGGACAAUUAUUGGGGAAGAAACAACUACGAGCUCUGUCACCUGAGUUACUACAACUAAAGAUAUCAGGACAACUAUUUGGGAAGGAUACAACUAUGAGCUCUCACCAGAGUUACAACUAAAGUUGUCCGGACAACUAAGGGAAAAAUACAUCUACAAGCUCUACAAUAAGAGAAAACAAAUUAACUAAAUAUACAACAAUGAAAUGUGACACUAGAAAAAACAUGGAGUUGUUUAAUCAAAAUCACUAUAAGUACCAUAUUUUUCCUGUUAUAAGCCCAGGGGGCCAACACAGAAACUAAGUAGAAUUAUUGCGAGACAAUGGAACAUGCAUUCGAUAGCAUUUUUACUAACCUACAAUAGACAUUUCAUAGAAUAGACAACCCCAACCAAGAUGGCAAGGGGACCGGUACCAUCAGCCACCAUCAAAGGAAGACUCCAUAUUGGUUGUCGUUGGUCCUAUGAGUGACAUCACUACGCCACCUGGUGUCUACCACUCAGUAACUCAGACUGACGCCACCUGGUGUCUACCACUCAGUAACUCAGACUGAUGAUACACAUUGAAAGCUGUUGAUAAGUUAGAAAAGUUACGAGUAGUAGAGUCACUGUAUUCCUUAUGAUGGGUGGGCUUAUUAACCAGGCAUGGGCUUAUUACCAGGCAUGGGCUUAUUACCAGACAUGUGCUUAUUACCAGGCAUGGGCUUAUUACCAGGCAUGGGCUUAUUGACGGAUAAAUAUGGUUCAACUAGGAUCAUGUCGGUACACCAACUACAGCUACACUAUUGACACCUGUGAGUAUUGUAUCAUUGUUUCACUAGGGGUAUCAAAGCUUUAGCUAUAGUGCCAACACUAACAAACAGUAUCACAUGUGGUGAUAAGGUUAUAACAUACUACAACAUGUAUACAAUUACAUAUUUUCAUAUAAAAUCAUUUUUGUUGGGAUUUUUUGAUUUUUUUUUUUUUUGUAGGUACUCUUUUUCGAAGAAAUUCAAAUUUAUACAAAUUACACAAAUGUUAAGGUAAACAUUCACUUCUGGGCAGGGACAUAUGAAGUAUUUUAUUUUAUGUUCCUGCUUCUAGGUCAUAGAAUUAAGAAUAUCAACAACAAAUUAUCAAAUGUUGGAAGAUGGAUACCAAAGCCAAAUUGGAAAAUAUUUAUUUAUCAUUUAUAUGGUUGUAUAAGAUAAUAAUUUGAGAUUGUUUUUUAAGAUCUACAUAUUUUUCUGUUUUAAACAUUUACAUGAUAUUUUUUAUUACAUUGUAUUUUGUAAAAGACUUUCGUGACUGAUGCAACAGGAAAUAAUUAUACAACUAAGAGCAUAAUAUUCAUGAAUAUAUUUCUUGAUAGAUAUCUUGCUGUUUUGAAUAUUUAUAUACAAUUUAUUUUGUAUUUUUAAACAAAAUUGACUGAUGCAAUUAAAAAUACUCUUUCAACUAAAGGCAUAAUAUUCGGUAUGUAAACUGCCAGUGUGAAUCUAUUAUGUUUUGAUUGGUCGAUUUCAGUCAUGUGUUCCUCAGACUGAACCUGUUACAAUGUACAUGGGGGUUUUAUUAACAACUUAUUGUGAAAGAAAAAAAAAUGUUUUAUGACAUAUGUACAUAUAUUUAUUUGUCUUUGUGUAGAUGAUGUGUUAGGAAAUUUCUAGUCUUAUAUACAUACUCCCUCAUUAGUUGCUUUCUGCAAUCGAGAUUAGUUUACUUUGCUCAGUAUAUAUCAAACUUUUUUUAUACAAAUCAUUUACUUUUAAAUCCUUUUCAGUUUUAUGUGAACCUAAUUGUCUUCAAAUGUUGACUGAAUUCCUUAAAAUUAUUUUAUCCGUAGGGUUUUAUCAAGUGACAGAUGAACCGUUUUUUGCUAGUCUGUCAGACUGAUAUUGGCUGAUAGCACGAAAGUUAAGGAACGAGACAGGGCAUUUUAAUGAUUUUUGAAAGGUUUGAUUUCUUUUUUUUAAUGUUUUUGAAGUCAAAACCCCAUUUACACUUUUAAACCUGAGAGUUCAGAUAAGUUUACUCAUCACUGGUACACAACGAACCUGUUAAAGUAACUGAGAUAUCUUAAUUAUUGAUAUUCAAUUACAGGAAUCUUUUUAAGAUCUGAUAUGUCAGAGUUACUUCCCUUUGUUUCACUCUGUGCGAUAAGUACAGGUAAUACAAUAAUAUGGAGUAGGAAUUUUCAAAAUCAACUAGUUGUGGAUGUUUUAUAUGGAUGUGUGAUUAUAUUUCAUAUUUAUGUUGUGUAUAUAUGGUCAUGUGAUAAAUAUUUUGACCAAUCAACUUGUUCCGUCCAUCCUUAUUAUAAUUUUCAUUUAGUUAAAAAAAAUCUUACAUUUAUAUGUAGUUCUUGGUGAUAGUAUGUAAAAAGAAUCAAAUGAAUUUUAACAUUUAGCAAUUUGUCUUACUGGGCUGAACUACUCCCGAACCCUGGCAGUCUGGGGAAUAAAUCAUUACAUAUUGUUAAAGAAAAAAACACAUUCCUGAAAAAUUUAUUGAAAUGUACCUCUAAAACCAAGAAAUAUUUUUAAAGAUUUUUUUUAAGAUUUCAAAAAUGUGCCUCGACUGUAAUUUGCAUGUUUGUAAAUGGAUAUGUUUUAAUGCAUGAUUAUUUUCCGUCCCAACAUAAUUAUUUUUAUCAAAACCUUUUUGAAUUAAUUUUAUUGUUUAACUCUGAUUUAGACUGUUGUAGUUGUAACAUACAUCAUUGUGUUGUAGAAAACAUUUAUUUUUGUUCUUGAUGUCAAUUUAUAAUUAUACGUUGUAGUCCCAAGCAAAAUGUGAUAAUUUAAUAUAUAUAAAAGUACUUAUAUAAUUCAUAUACCACAUACAAUUUAAUAAAUUCAUGAUCUUAUUACCGGGCACAGGCUUAUCACUGGACAGAUACAUCAUGUGAUCUACUCUAAAAUACUUGAGGAAAUUAACAGAAAAUAGUUGAUUUGGUUUAAUAUCUUCAAAAGUAGUGUUUGAAAAUUUUAAUUCUUGAAUAUAGCAUGGAAUCAUUGUGUUAUUUCAUUGUCUUUUAAAACAAAUUAACGCUAUUAGAAUAUGUAGAUGAUUUAUAGAAUGGUAAACACAAAGGUCACUUUGAUUUGUCAUAAGUUGGACUUAUUUUGCAUUAAUUUAAAAAAAAGUUCAUAAAAACCUGUUCUGUGAUUGAUGACAAUAUUUCAGUAAAUUAUAAGUGCUAGAUAUACUGGUAUUUAUAAACUGCAUUUAGCUUUAAACACUUUCAUAUUUGAAUGUAAACUUUUAUCUACUUAGAACUAGAAUACGCUUGUUAGCCCAGAUUGAAGUGCAUCUAUUUAUCCUACAAUUAGCACAGGGGCCCAUACAUAGAAUCUAACCAAAAGAAGGAGAAAGUGCAUAUAGCAGAAUAAUUAAAGCUGUAUUGAUUGUAUCUGAAGUGAAAUUCAUAAUGAGAGGGAUUAUUUCCAGACAUGGGCUUAUUGCAGGGUAAUGUGAUAUUGUAAAUGACAGAAAUAUGAUAGUUACCAAAGUAAUGUUACUGUUAAACUAAUUUUAUUAUAGACCUGUUUAAGUUAUUAAGUGUUGUGCUGAAUUAUAGAUUCUGUCUGUUGUGUAGGGAUCAACAAUAUUAUUUCAUCUGAUGCAUGAAAAGAAUAAUUAAAUGUGUAUAUAUAUAACUAUAGUGUCAGAUAGAUGUGUAGUUAUGAAUCAUGAAUGCUCAAAUAUAACAAAACCUGUCUUGUCUGACACCUGAGUAUUAUGGCAUGCUGUAUUAUCUGACAACCAGAUUUGGUAUAGUAUUGUGCUUUAAAAGAAGCCAUAGGAAAUAAAAUCUGUUUUCUGUGUAGAUAAAUAAUGGUUUCUGUGGAGAAUUUUGUGUUAUAGCCUGCUCAGGUAGGGUUUUUUAUGAUGUCAUGUUCAUAUAUAGCGAUAAAAACUUCAUUUUGCAUUGAAUGUAUUUUAUAACCAGUCAUUACAGUAUUAGAUAAUACAUUUGUUAUUAAAAUUAGCAACUUAAUCAAUUCAAAGUGA